UUUUCGCAUACCGACACUCUGGCUCCAUUUUCGCAGAUUGGCUUCUAUUAAGAACUGGAAUCGUGAAAAGAAUAAUCAGAACAAUAACUCUCUUUUAUGCGUGAGAUUAGCAAUGGCGACCGCAGGAAGACCGAAGCUGUCCGGAAUGCAGAAACAAGUUCUUAGUCUCUACCGAGGGUUUCUUCGAGCAACAAGGUCCAAGUCAAGCGAAGAUCGUCGCCGGAUUGAGUCAAUCGUAUCGCAAGAGUUCAGACGCAAUUCCCAAGUUGACCGUAAGAAUUUCAUAUACAUUGAGUAUUUACUUCGUCUCGGCAAUAAACAGCUUGAUCAGCUAAAGAGCCGUGACACUGUUUCGUUGUCAUCCAUUAAUGUCGAUCUAUCAUCACAACCUGACAAGCCGUGAUUCUGUUUCCUUUACAUUCAGUAUGAUUCGGAUUGAGAUUGUCAGUUUGGAAGAUUUGUUUUUAUAGAUUAACUUGUUUAAGCAGAGAAAGCAGCAAUCUUUAGUUGAAGAACAUGAUAAAAAAAUAUUAAUUAUUA
Messenger RNA from Impatiens glandulifera, 540 nucleotides. Its product is annotated as succinate dehydrogenase assembly factor 1, mitochondrial. Gene Ontology annotation, cellular component: mitochondrion. The record is from RefSeq and is a predicted model, not a curated record. The transcript has a single exon. Lineage: Eukaryota; Viridiplantae; Streptophyta; Magnoliopsida; Ericales; Balsaminaceae. The coding region runs from base 113 to 403 and encodes 96 amino acids. Gene Ontology annotation, biological process: mitochondrial respiratory chain complex II assembly.